CACACAGCCGCUCUGUUUAUUCCGUGUGACGACGAUCAUCACAUAGGUAAAUAGAACGGCUGUGUGCGUACUUGGAAGGGGAAAAAACGCCUGCUUGUCGGGGCUUGAAUGCAUAUUAUUGAAACAAAGAAAACUGAUAAAGAAGAAACGAAAAUACACGAAACAUUAGUGAUGAGCCGGAAGGAAGCAUUAUCUCAAUUUAUACAACAAAUUCAUGGGCGACCUGUCGUCGUUAAAUUGAACAGUGGUGUUGACUAUAGAGGUGUGUUGGCUUGUCUCGAUGGUUAUAUGAACAUAGCGCUUGAACAAACAGAAGAAUAUGUAAAUGGACAAUUAAAAGAUAAAUAUGGCGAUGCCUUCAUUCGUGGAAACAAUGUUUUAUACAUUAGCACACAAAAACGUAGAAAUUAACUAUAAGUGAUGAAUGAGGAUUCAAAUAAAAAUUAAAUAUUUACUUAAA
Odontomachus brunneus is the source of this 460-nucleotide messenger RNA. RefSeq names its product U6 snRNA-associated Sm-like protein LSm6. Lineage: Eukaryota; Metazoa; Arthropoda; Insecta; Hymenoptera; Formicidae. Gene Ontology annotation, cellular component: nucleolus; U4/U6 x U5 tri-snRNP complex; U6 snRNP. The transcript has 4 exons. Gene Ontology annotation, biological process: mRNA splicing, via spliceosome; maturation of SSU-rRNA. Gene Ontology annotation, molecular function: RNA binding. The record is from RefSeq and is a predicted model, not a curated record. The coding region runs from base 109 to 411 and encodes 100 amino acids.